Molecule: messenger RNA, 1728 nt
Organism: Tripterygium wilfordii
Lineage: Eukaryota; Viridiplantae; Streptophyta; Magnoliopsida; Celastrales; Celastraceae
Exons: 15
Coding region: 196-1512 (438 amino acids)
Source: RefSeq, a predicted model, not a curated record
CUAUUUUAAGGAAAAAAAACCGUGAGUAUAUAGUAGACAUUGAUUGUUUGGAAGCGUAGACUCCACUUUUUAGUUGGGGGAGCAUAUCGGCGUGAACACAGAUUUAUUCUUCUGGCGUCGGUGUGAUCUUUCUGCGAGUGGAUCUCCAAGCAGAGUUUUGAUCGAAUCGUCGUCAUUGCCGUGCAUACCUGAAAGAUGGCAUCAACGGAGGGUUUGGUGCCAAUAACCAGGAGUUUCUUGGCUUCCUAUUACGACAAGCUCCCUUUAACUCCGCUCUCCGACGACGUUUCUCGCCUUUCCUCCGAGAUUCGCUCCUGCGCAUCCGAUUUUCUCAACCAAUCGCCUCCUUCUCCAGGGGAAACCUUGUUGGUACAAGAAGCUGACAGUCCUCCGCCACAUAAAAUUGAUGAGAACAUGUGGAAGAAUCGGGAACAAAUGGAGGAAAUUCUGUAUUUACUUGAAAAAUCCAACUGGCCCAUUGUGCUUCAACAGCAAUCCACUCCUGAAACCUGUGAAUUGGCUGCAAUGCUGGAGAAGAUAAAAGAUAAAUUUCAAAAGACUUUGAAGGCAUUGGAGAGUUUCCAGGCCAAAAAUUCUGAUCGCAUAUUCAACACAGUUAUGACCUACCUGCCUCGAGAUUUUCGGGGAACCCUUAUCAGGCAACAGAGGGAGCGGUCAGAGAGGAAUAAGCAAGCAGAAGUUGAUGCUUUGGUUAAUUCUGGUGGAAGUAUCCGUGAACGAUAUGCUAUGUUGUGGAAACAACAAAUGAAUAGGAGGAGAAUGUUGGCUCAGCUUGGUUCCGCAACGGGUGUCUAUAAAACCCUUGUGAAAUACUUGGUAGGAGUUCCACAGGUCUUGCUAGAUUUUGUUCGACAAAUUAAUGAUGAUGAUGGGCCCAUGGAAGAGCAGAGACAUCGUUAUGGACCACCUUUGUACAGUCUUACAACAAUGAUCCUUUUCAUUCGUCUCUUUCUAGCACUUUCAUGGAGGAGGUUUGAGGCUAGUAAAUUGACUAACCAUCAGGCUGCUAUCUUCGAGCAAGCGGUUGAUGUUUAUACAUCUGAAUUUGAAAGGCUCAUUACCUUUUUAAGUGAGGUCUUUGCAAAUUCUCCCUUUUUUAUUUCGGCAGAGGUGGCCGGUGCAAUAGAUGGAAGGACAAGUGAUGACUAUAAGGAGAUCAGUGUUCCAGCUGGGAAAACUCACGAGGUUUCCUUGGUAGUGGAAUCAAUAAACUCUUAUAUCGCUUGGGAUUUCUCACUCGCACAAGGAACGAUGAACAUGGAUAUCGGGUUUAGCAUAGAGUAUACAAAUCCUUCUGGAGAAAAAACGCUCAUUCUACCUUACCGGCGAUACGACUCUGACCAAGGAAAUUUCUGUACAAUGGUGGCUGGGAACUACAAACUCAUUUGGGACAAUUCUUAUUCUGCAUUUUUCAAAAAGAGCCUGCGCUACAAGGUAGACUGCAUACCUCCAGUUGCGGAGCCGCAGAAUUCCAUUACUGGAGUAGAGUGAUGAAGGGGGCACCAUGGGAGCCUCUGUAUAUUACACAAUUCGACAUCAAAGUUAGAUUGUUAUUCGGUCAAAUCUGUUUGUACUAUUUAAUUCAUAUUCUUUUCCCUGGCAGCUUGGCGGAAUGAUCAAGAUGAUGGCUAGUCGUAUUGUACCAGCAUACUGUAUGUUUAUCACUGUUAUCACUAAGCAGGACAAUUGAUCUUCGUCAUUGUGAAA